AGAUCAUCACUGAAGAAACACUCAAGCAAUCAGACCAUCAACAAACAACAUUGUUAUGUCUAAACGUAGCGAUGAAGCUCAGAGGAGACUGGAAUAUAAGUUAUAUCUGAAUUCCCAAGUCCACUAGGUUGCUCCUGUCUUGAAUAUUAGCAUGGUAGCAGGGAAGAUUUUAUAGCAGGGAACAUAAUAAUAGCUGGGAGAAUGGGAGGCAAGAACAGUAAAAAGAAACAAGGUCAAGGGCAUACCAAUACAUCAGAUUGGGGGCCAGUGACUGAAAGUGUCACAAAUGUCAGCGAAAAUUCUAAACGAAAAUUGGAACAUCUUUUACAUAUGGCCAGAGAAAACCCAGAUGACACAUUUGAUAUAUCCAAUUGUGAAUUAACUGAGGUCCCAGGUGGGGUGUUUGCCUUAUGUAAAGUCCUACAGAAGCAAGCUCUCCUUCUUCACACCAAUUUAUUACGCAAUCUACAAUGUGGGGGGUCCUUUAGAGACCUCAGUGCAGUGAGGGUUUUGGACUUACACAGUAACCAGCUGACAAAACUUCCAGUUGAAAUAGGCAAUAUGAAAGCCUUGCAAGUGUUAAACCUUGAGAAGAACAAACUUACAACCUUACCAGACACAAUAAAAGAACUACAGGCCUUACAGUCAUUUAAUUUAAGAUCCAAUAAGAUAAAGGAGUUACCAGAUGCAAUGUGUAAGAUGCGAAGUUUGCGAACAUUAGACGUGCAAGAUAACCCUCUUACGACUCUACCUGUACAGUUGUGUGAGGCCAGGACAUUAGACACCCUAUUGGUCAAUGCAGAUCACAUGACCUACCCCUAUUGUGAUAUAUGCCAGGCAGGAACUGAAAGCAUCAUGAGGUUUCUUUGUAAAGAGAGAGGUAUAGAAUACAUAGAGCCGUCUAACUUCACUGUGGCUGUGCUAGGUCCACCCAUCUCAGCACAUCAAGACACCAUAGAUGCAAAAACUAAAAUUCUAGCAGACAAUGAUGCACAACUGAUGGCCCAUAUGCAGCAAUAUGAAACCAGGCGGGAGCAGAAACGUAAAGAAAUGGCUGAACUUGAGCAACAACUGAAGGAAGAACAACAGCUCCAGGCACAAAUAGCAACAGGAUUCGCCAACAAUAAGCUCCACCUGGUGAAGGCAUUGGCAAAAGAACAAGAGCUGUAUGAUUCGGAGCUGAUGUCAGUUCGACAGCAGAAGGACAUUGAAAAUAAAUUAUUCAUACAGAAUAUGAAAGAAGUCGAGAGAGAUGUUACAAACUUGACAAAUGAACUUCUGGAAAUGUCGGAGAAAGCUCGCAAAACAGAGUCAUUCCUAGAAAGGAUUGAACAAGAAAGGAUAGAGUCGGAAGAAUGGUUCAGAGUUCGUCAAGAAGAAUCAGAAAACCUCCGAAAACAGGAUGUAUUAGAUGCUAUGCAAAGAAUCCUACAAGAAUCUAAAGACAUUGAGCAGGCUAGACUGAACUAUGACUCAAAAAAACGACAAGAAGCUAUCGUCUAUAAUCAAAAAUUAACUGCGGCUGAGAAUUAUUCAUUACAGAGGGCUUUAUCCCAGACUAGCCACAAACAGAAUAAGUUUGUAGAAUAUCUACAAGAUCAGGAAAAACUCCAGAAAGCAGCGUUUGAGGCCCUGCAAAUGAGCAAAGAUGCUAAACACAAGCGUGUCACUGAACAGAUAGACCUUAUAGAGCAAGAGUUAGCUCAGCUUUCUCUGGUAGAGGUAGAAAGAAGACGUAUGAAGAUGGACUUCGAAAUGAACAUUAUAGCAGAGAAGAGAAUUCAGUUGGCUUGUCUGCUGGUACAGUUGUUGGAAGAGCGUGACAAGAGGCAAGCGGAACUCAAUAAGAGAUUGGCUGAGAUGGAGCAACAGAGGCUGAAUGAUCAGAAAGACUAUUGGCUGGUUCAGUACCAGCGACUUAUGGACAGGAAACCGCAAAGUCUUCUCGAUGAGGAAAGCAGUCUAGAGCUUGCUGUUGUGGAUAUCCUAGUCCAAGCAAAGGCUGAUGAUUACAUACCAUUGUUUUCACGUCACCGCAUUACCAUAGAAACGCUGCUUCAGAUGACAGAGAAUGACUUGAAAAGUAUGGGAGUUCAUGAACUGGGAGUAAGAAAUCAGAUAAUGGCAGCUGUUGAGCACUAUGAUAAGAAAGUUAAUGGAGUGAGAAAAGAUGUUGGCAAAGAUAUUACAGAUACAAGAACAGAACCAGCUGCAGAAAUACAGGCAACCCCAACUGCACCACAAGUUCUUGGGGCCAAUGGAAGCCUUGACAGUGUUGCGUUGGAGGUGACAGCUAGGUUCUUCACAGAAUGUGUGGUAUGCAUGGACGUAAAAGCGGAUGUGAUAUUCUUGGAUUGUGGCCAUGUGUGUUGCUGUACUACAUGUUCUAAGCCUCUAAAGAUAUGUCCCAUCUGUCGUGCUGAUAUAAGACAACUUAUACAUCUUGCAGCUGGAUCUGUACUAGAUUUAACAUAGAACGUGAGGAUUAACAUAGAACGUGAGGAUUAACCUGGAACUGAGGAUCAACAUAGGGUAUGAGGGUUGAUAUAGUACAUGGAAAUUGACAUGGAACAUGAGGUUGAACAUAGAACAUGAGGAUUAAUAUUGAACAUAGAACUUGAGGAUUAAUAUUGAACAUAGAACAUGAGGAUUA
This is a messenger RNA of Owenia fusiformis, 2653 nucleotides long. The record is from the annotation of a GenBank genome assembly. Lineage: Eukaryota; Metazoa; Annelida; Polychaeta; Sabellida; Oweniidae.